CCCCCAGCAGGCUAGGCUGCGCGGGGCCGCGGGCGGCGGAGGCAGGUGCUGGGGCUGCGGGCAGGUGGCGGCGCGCCGCGGGCCGGCGCUGACGGCGGCUGCAGGCAGUGGCUUCUCCAUUUCGGAUGUUUGGAAGCCCCAUGGAUCCCCAACCGUAACCAUGGUGACGCGGGUGGAGGUGGGCUCCAUCACGCCCCUGCCCGGAGUGCCAAGCCUCGGUGACAUCGCCAAGGAGACCCUGACGCGGACCUGCUUCUGCCAGGCGGGCGACACGUCCGGGGCCCCCUCGGCCAGCCCCCUCCGGAGCCACACCCGCUUGUUCCCCUUUGGGACCACCCUCGCCGCCCCCAAGCCCUUCUCCAGGGAGAAGGCCCCGGCCGGGAAGUCCCCGGGGCCCGGCCCGGCCAGGCCCUCUCCCUCCGGCGGGUCCCCCCAGGCGGCCGCGGCGGCCAGGGACCCGGGCGAGAAGAUGCCCGGCCUGGGGGGGCAGGAGGCAGGCGACGGGGGCCCCCGGAGAGGCUCGUCCGUGUACCCCAAGGCCCCGUGCCUGCGGCCCAGCACCCUGAUCCUCUUCGAAACCUCCAAAGCCGGCCCUGCCCUGGGGAAGGGGCUCCGGGAGGGGGCCGGCGUGUCUCAGGACUCCCCCUGGGGCCCGAGGCCUGAAGUGGCCGCCAAGCCCGCCCUGCCUGCCCGGAGGCCCGGGGGGACCCAGGACAGCAGGCUGGCCGCCCCCCGAGAGGACGCAGGCCCCGGUGAGCCCCUGCCCAAGGCCAGCGGCAGCGGGGAGGUCGCGGGCAGCCCCCCCUCGGUGGAGCCCCGGCCUCUCCCCAAGAGAAGGCCCGUGUCGGCUGUUUUCACCGACGCCGUCCAUCCUCAGCGGCUGGGCCCCGGCGGGGCGUCCGCGGCAGGGAAAGCACCCCCCGCCCCGCCCGAGAAGACGUGGGUGAAGAGGCCCCGGCCGGUGUCCAUGGACCUCACGGCCCCCUUUGAGAGCAGAGAGGCCCUGCUGAGGAAGGCUGCGGGCGAGGCCGCCCCAGGGCCCCCCAGCCAGCGCCGGGGGCCCGAGAGGCCCCCCCCGAAGCUCCCCGUGGACGGGGAGAGUCUGGUCGAAGCAGAGGCGCCCCCCGCUGACGCCGACUCCGACUUCCUGGAGGUGACCAAGAAGAUCCACGCACGGAGGGAGAAGUGGCUCUCCAAGCAGGCCGAGCUGGGCGGCCUCAGAGCCGACGGCCGGAAGCCCGAGGGAGAGAAAGCCAGGCUGGAGGCAGAGCCAGAGAAGGCUCCCGAGUCCCCUUCGCCCAGGCCGGGCGGCCACGGCCGAGAAGCGGCGGAGGGCAGGAGCGGGGCGUCCAACGGGGAGGCCCGGGCCCCGGGGGAGUGGGUCUCCAGGGGCAGCGUCAAGAAGCGCCGCAGCCUGUUCGAGGAGGAGGGCGCCUCGGCCUUGGCAGCGGGGUCUGAGCCCCCCGCACCGGCCGCCCCCGAGUCCCCCUCGGCUGCUCCAGAGCCCGAGAAAGCGGGGCUGAGCGUCCGGGAUCGGAUCAGAGGCUGGACCGCCGAGAGCUCCAAGGUCAAGCCGGAGGUCAGGAGGAGGGCGUUCCAGGCUCGGCCGCAGUCGAUGGAUUUGACCAAACUGUUUUCGAGUUCAGCUUCAAGCAGCGACGUCAAGUAUGAGAGGUGCCCAGAGCCCAGUGGCGAGCUGGCUAAGGAGCCGAGAGAAAAGCAAAAGGAAGGGCCUGGCGUGGACGGAACACCUGCUCCCAGGAGCCCCUGGAAGCCUGGGCCGCCCCGGGAGAAGGCCGGGCCGGCCCCGCGGAAGCACAGCGCUAACCAGGUCCCCGGCAGCGGCAGCUGUCGCGGGGCAGGCUCGGCGGGGGCCCCGAGCUCCCCGGACGGCACCCCGGAAGACGAGGGGACUUUCCAGACCGUCAGGGCCACCGUGUUUGAGCACCACGUGGAGAGACACACGGUGGCCGACCAGUCGGGACGCUGUCCCUCGGCCACACCGCCCGGCGCCGCGGCCCACGUCUCGGAGCCCCGGCCCAGGCCCGAGACAGGCUCGUGGCUGGCGAAGGACCUUCCGGAAAAGACGAUCCUCAGGAGAGAGAACUGGAGGUGGUCGGAGAUCCCCGAUCCCGAGAGAGCGGGACGGACCCCCCUCGUGAACGGGGACCCCAAACAGCACCACACGCCUCUGCCGGGGGGGUCCCCCGGGGAGCGCAGCAGUCACCCCGCCCUGCAGGGCCCGGAGCACCCGCCCAGGUCGCAGAGGGUGGAGCCCAAGGUGGACGUGAUGCACACAGCGGGGGAGCGAGCGCACAGCGAGGCCGUCCCCGCGGCGCCCGAGGAGAAGGCCCUGGAGCUCCGGAGCGGCGGCGGCGUUGGCGGCAGGGCCCGGCCAUCGCUGAGGGGGCGGCCGCCGCCCCCCGACGCCGCCCCUGCCGACCCGGAGCGCAGGCCGCACCGCCCGGCGGGCUCCGUCCAAAGGGCCAGUCUGAUCUGGGAAGCCCGGGGCAGUCAGGAGGCCAGCGGGCCCGCCCCGGGCCCCCGAGAGCCACAGGGCACCUCGGGGGGCAGCAGCCUGUCGCCCACGCGGAGUCGGGGGCCGGCCGGGAACUGGCACAGAGCCACCCUGGUGGUCAGCGAUGACAGCGGCUCGGCAGCCAGCCCCGAGGCCACCGCCAGCAGCCAGGCCCAGCGCCAGGGGCCCGAAGGGGCCAGAAACAAGCCCGGAGUCUGUGCCUCCGAGGGGGAAAGGCCUGCCCCGCGCGGCUGCCCCCCUCCCGACGCUCCCUCCAGAGCCGCGGACGAGCCCUCCGACCCCCUCCGAGCGUGGCCACCCCCGCAGGGGCCCCUGCAGAAAGGGGCUCCGGCCCCCGAGCCUCAAGUCCGGCUGCGGAGGGGCAGCCCCGGGGACCAGCGGUUCGACAAGUGGAGGCGGCGGACGUUGCCCCACGACGUGAAGUUUGAGGAGUUCAGCUUCCCGCCUGCGGAGGGGGAGCCGCCACGCCCCGAUCACCGGAGCCCCAGCGCAGGCGGGAGGAGGCCUCAGCCACCCCUCAGCAGGGUGGAGGCCCAGGAGGGGGACCCGGCUCUCCCGGCCGUGAGGCCAGGGCCGUCCGGGGAGCCCAGGGCCACUUUUUUCGCAGUGACCUACCAGAUUCCCGAUGCUCAGAAAGCAAAGGGUGUUGUUAAGCCCGGGCCCGGAACCCUGACGGACCCUUCUAGAAAAACAGCUCCGCCUCCCUCGCCUCAUCCUUUAACCAUGGUCUCUCCCAAGCCCGAGGAGCCGCUGGAGACCGCGGGCAGUAAGAGCCGGGCGCAGGCCAGGGAGCCUGACAACGCCAGCCUUUCCAACGCUCUGAAGCCAGCCGAUGUCUCGUCGCCUCCCGGGGACAGGAUUCUGGAUCUUUCCACCGCAAGGAUCUCCGACGCAGACGCCGUCUGGGUCCAUCGGCGACCAGAAGGCCGCGCCGGGUUUCAGAACGACUGGAGGGGAGGUGGGAGCAGGACGCCCCCCGGCGGCGCUCCCCAAACCAUCCCUGCUUUCCCGAAAGCCGGGGACCCCCCCGUGAGGAGGAGGAGGGAGAGGGUCAGCGAGACGUCCCGGGACAGAGUCACCCGUGGCUACAGGUCCAGCGUCCUCGACAUCGACGCCCUGAUGGCCGAGUACAAGAAGCCGGAGGCCCCGGAGCGGACGGAGGGGCCGCCCGCAGAGCCCGGCUGGGCCCAGGAGCGGCCAGGCCAGCGAGGCGGGGCGGACCGGAGGCGGAGGAGCCUCAAGGAGGGGCCCGAAGAUGAGGGUCCCCGGAGACAAGCCAGUUUUGCUGAAACAAACCACGGUUCUAGUCCAGCCUCCAGCAAGCAGCUGGCCGAGACCCCGGGGGCCGCCAUGAGCCCCAAACUCAGCUCUCCUCUGUGGGCUCUGCCGCCCGGGGCUCCCGAGAAACAGCCAGCGGCCUCCCCCGGCCCCGGGGGUCCCGGGAAGAGGGUCUCGGGAGCCGCUGAGGACGAAGCCAAGGCUUUUGCUAGUAAACAUCACGGUGCGAAGCAUCAGGACCACCCAGCCGCCUGGGAGGACCCCAGCGGCCAAGCCGGGGUAUUGCCCAAAUCCUCCCCAGCGGACAAGAAGAAAGGGACCCCGAGGAAACCCGCCGGGUGUGGAGAGGAGGGCCGUGUGGCCCAGUGGGGUGACCCCCCGCCGUACGGCAGGUCACCGCUGGACGUCAAAAGGACCUCUUCGGAGAAGGGUGCCCCUGCCAAAGUCCAAGAGGGCCUGUCCAUCCUGCAGGAAGCCAGAGAGAGGCGGCGAGAGCAGCCCAGAGGGAGGCCCAGCCUCCCCGGGGAGAGCUCGGAGGCCAAGGAGGCCAAAACGGGGCCCUGUCGGCGGGACUCGGGGACCCGAGACAGCCCGAAGGUGACGUCUCGAGACCUGGGGAGGGAGGAGGCCCUCCAGGACAGCGACCCGCCCCUCCAGCAGGUGUCCCCUGUGGGCCUGGGCCCCCGGAGGAGCCACAGCUUCUGCAAGGACAGGAGGAGCGGGGCCUUCGUGGAUCAGCUGAAACAGUGCUUCUCCCGGCGGCCCCCCGAGGCCAAGGACACUGACACGCUCGUGCAGGAAGCCGACAGCCAGUAUGGGACGUGGAGGGACCAGCCCCAGAGCGGGGAGAGCGUGGGCCCUGAGUCUCCGUCCCCAGACAGCAGUGGCGCGUCGGCGUGGAAGCAGCCCUCCAGCAGCCGCUUGUCCUCCCUGUCCUCCCCCACGGAGGCCACCUCGGCCGGGGACCAGCAGGACUGCCCCAGGGACCAGCGGAGCGCCAGCGAGGACCGCUCCAGCACUGACCUGGAGUCCACGGAGGGGCCGCCCCCGCCAGACGCCUGCUCCCCAAAGAAAGUAGAUGACUUCUCCUUCAUCAAUCAAACCUCAGUCCUCGACUCCAGUGCCCUCAAGACCCGGGUGCAGCUCAGCAAGAAGAGCCGCCGCCGGGCGCCCAUCUCCCACUCCCUCCGGCGCAGCCGAGUCAGCGAGUCGGAGAGCAGGUCUCCGCUGGAGGAGGAGGAUGACACCAUGUGGAUGUUCAAGGACUCGACAGAAGAGAGAUUCCCCAGGAGAGAAGAGUCCGACGAGGAGGAGAAGCGGUCCGAGAGGUCGCCCGGCAGCCAUCCCCAGAGGAUGCCCGUGUUUCCGGGCAUCGACCCAGCUAUGCUCAAGGCGCAGCUGCACAAGAGGCCGGAGGCGGACAGUCCCAGCGAGACCCCCGGCUGGGCCCCCCAGCCCAAGACCCCCAAGUCCCCCAAGUCCCCCUUCCAGCUGGGCAGUCGUGUGCUGCCCACCAGCGUUGAGAAGGACGAGAGAUCAGGAGAGACCUCCCCCCAGUGGCUAAAGGAUCUGAAGUCUAAGAAGAGGCAAAGCCUUUAUGAGAAUCAAGCUUGACCAGGGCUCUCCCUCCCUCUCCAGGCGGGGACACCGCCACGUCUGAAGAACAGAAGCCUUAACUGUCAGCCCCCCAGGACGAGGCCACGCUGCCGCCGCCCCCUCCCGCACAGCGGCCACCCGCCCGGGCCCGCCUGCCGGUCAGUGCAGACGCUGUCGGUCCGGGCUCCACCCCCGAAGGCGCUCAGGAUGGACCCGAUCGGACCGGACCUGCACGCCUGCCAGACGGCACUGCAGGCUGGGAAAGAAGCCAGGCCGCCCGGAAGUGUCCCCGUUGGCAGUUCUGUCGUGGUUUUUUUUAAUGUAAAAGUGCAUUUCUGCCCACGUAGGCAGCAGCUCCCGGAGCACGGGGCGGUUCUGGAAAGCUCCUGGCCUGGGAAGCUCUCCUCCCCUCCCGGGGCAGGUCUUCCCCCGAGGACUCUCCGAGUUUCCUGUUUUCCUGCUGGUGUGGUGGGCGGCACCGGGCCAGGCGUCCAGAUUGCAUUUCGGCCAGUCCCCCCCCCCCUCGGAGGCUCAGAAGUCCCGAUGUGAAGCGUCCCCUUCCCGUGUCGAUCCUCCCACGGGGCUGUGCGCGCAGCUGACCUCCUCUCCCGCGUGUCCCGUGUGUUUGCUUCCGGAGGCGACAAAGCAAUAACGCAGCCAGCUUGCCCUCGAACGCGCACGGGUAUAUGAUACAGUUUUCACAUAAAGGAACGGGAGGGGAGAGGCGUGGCUGCUGUGCCGGGAGCAUCUGAUCAUCUCAGGUUAUCUUGUCCCCUAUCCGAGCUUUUUGUAAAGGCUCUGAUGGCCACCCCUGCGUACAGCUCCCUGGCGUCUCUCCCCUCUGAACUCUGGUUUCGGCGGAGGGACAAGCCGCAGCCCCUGGCAGUGCCUUUCCCGCCGCCUGGCGUUUCCCUGGCGUUGGUGUCCAUCGCUGCCUGCGCUGAGGGAGGAGCCGGCCCGCAGUGGCCUCGCCGAGCAGAGGCAGGGACCAGGGCUCUUGUGUUUCUCCUCACCCCUUCCUCGUCCCCGCCUCUCCCUGCACCCACCAGGUGAAGGGAGGGGGUCGCGCUGAAAGCCCUCUCGGCAGGGAGCCCCCAGGCCAGGGCGCAGACAGCGCGCUGGGUGCUGGGGUCGGAGCGGAGUUCACCUGCCUCUCUCCCUCGCUGUCUCUCCUCCGUCCCCUCCUCUUGGGCAAUCCUCCUCCACACCGGCCCCCUCCCCCUGCGAAACCCAAGGCCCCAGCAGACGUCCCAGAGGUGCCUGCUGGCCACCUGCCAUGCCUGGAGUCGCCAUAAACUGUGUGCCAACCUUCCCCGGGAGACGCCCUUGGCGAGAGGGAUGUCUGGGCAGCCCCCAGGGCGGCCGGUGGUGCCGAGGGGCCCUGGGGCUUCGUCCCCCCGCCUCCAGCAACUCCCCGAACGGCGGAGCUCUCCAUAAAUCCCGUUAUAUCCCUCCCUCUUCCCAGCCACCUCUCCAGGAGCCCUGUGUCCGCUCGUCGCUCUUUGCAUCGUCUUCCCUCCACCUCCCUCUCAGCCUGUGCCCCGGGGAGCGGCUGGCCGCCGCCCGCAGACAGUGACCGGAGCCGUCUUCCCUGAGUCCUGCAGCCGAGCUUGGCCGCUUCCCGAGGGCGCUGGCUGGACCCUGCCCUCCCCCCUCUCCCCCCCUCCUGUGGGUCUGGAGCCUCGUGCGUCUGUGUGUGGAGGUCCGGCCCCGCUCGAUCAUAGCUGUGUCCCCUUCGUUCCCCGAGGAAGUGGUUGGCCCGCUCUCUCUGGCCUGUUUGGGGGGUUUAUUUCCUCCAAGAACGCCUGGGUGACUUGUUGCUCCUGCUUUUACAAUAGCGUCGAUGUGGUGGCUCUCCCGGUCAGGAGGCUCCCCUUGGGGCCCUGCUCACUCCUGUCUCAGCUGCUGCUCUCUCUGUCCUUCUGAAGGCGGGAGGGGCCCGCACCGUCCCCGGCAGUCAGUAGGAGUGGCCCGUUCUGUCCAGCGAGGGUAGCGCACUCACCACACGCCACCCUCAGUUCGGAAUUAGUCCUGUUUUAGCCCAGGUCUGCCUGACAGGAAAGAAAAACGCUCAAAAGGGAGAUCUUUUGCCUACCCUAUCCUCCCCCUUCCCCCCAGCCCCCAAUCCCUCCCGCUGGAACUAAAAGUCCAAACCGAUUCCGUGGUGACUGAGACACACGGACUCCACCCCUUUCAGAGGACGGGAGCGGACCCUGAGCAUUCUCCCACCCUUUUCUCUCUCCUGCGGCCUCCUCUCUCCACGCAGAGCAGACAGUCACCGUGGGUCAGGAGGGCCCACCAGCGCCGCCCCCCCCCCCCCCCCCCCCCGCCUCAGGAUCCCCUGAAGGUUAGAGGAUUGACGUCCAAUCCUGUGCAGACAGACGGCUGGGCCAGUGGGGUACGUGCGUCUCCUCUUCCUAAGCUGGCUGAGCUCUUUGGGGGCAAAGCACGGGUUUGUAUUUUAGUUUCUCGAGUGAGCCUGGGUCAUCUUUGGAAACCCUGUCUCCUUUCACACUAACUGAAUAUGCCUUAAUCGUCUGUAUGCAACCAAGCUCCUGCCCUCCUCCCCCUCCUCCCCUGGCCGCUGGCUCUCCUCAGUGAGAGUCUUGCACAGAAAGCCACUCGCUAUGGAUGCACCGUCUCCGCCACCUCUCUCCUCCCUCCCGCCCCCACCUCCACACACGCCCUUUGACCCUUUGCGCAUCUGCCCCUUGGCCCACGGCCUCUUGACGAGGCCUCUGGCCUGUGAGCUCCCCGCUCGGCCUCCGGCGUCAGUGCUGCGGGGAGGGGCUUGGUGCCGCCAGAGGAGCGCUGUGGCCGGAGACCUCGCGGAGUCUGGGGUGCUGGGGAUGGCAGCCUCGGGGUGUCUGGGGUUUGGGGCAACGACAAUCACAUGGGGAUGUUUCCCGGGCGGGGGGGGGACACAUCCUGUGCUCUUGGACAAAUGUGCAUCCCGGGAAGUGAGGCCAGGUAUUGCGAGGGAGAGACUAGACGAGGCCCAGGCCUGAGAUCCUUCUAGUAAACCUUCAGAGACUGUGCCAGGGAUUUAGGAAAACCCUUGGCAUGAUUUCUCCAAGGAGCUGCCCCGCUGGUGCCGAGAGCUGCCUUGGCCAUUCCCGCUUUUCCAUUUCCCACCAGGGCACCCGGUUGCCCCAGGCUCCGGGCAUAACCGCAAAGCGAAAUGCCCACGGGGUGGGGGCGGGCGGGCGGGUCGCCUGCGGAACGAAAUGCUUUCUUAAAGGCGACUCGGGCCCACGGGGAAGACGGCGUCCACCACGGAGAGGGCUCUGCCCCCAGCCCCUGUGCUCCCUCCCACGAAGCCCAGGAAGCUGGACAUCAGCCGCCUUUGUGUGAACUAGCAUUCGGGGCGGGCCUGCGGGGCGGGGGGUGGGGAGAACAGCGCUCUCGGUGGGACACUCCAGCUCCCCCUUGGGGCCGGGGCAGGCCCUUCCUGGCGGACAGACUGCCUCUCCUCCCGGGGAUAGACUGCCUCUCCUCCCGGAGCAGCACCCGCCGACCGGACAGGCACUUCCGGGCCAUCGGCGGUGUCCACAGAAGAACUUGAGCCUUUUUUAACGAUCUCACUCCACAUGGCCUUACCGAUCCUGUAAACAGGGGGCUGACCAAAGUACUAUAUUGUGUUUCGGACGACCUUUUGUACCGGGCUGUUUCCUAAAUCCAACCGAUAUUCCAGAAGUCAAGCACUUCCCACCUGAUUGUGAUCCUGGAACGCUUUGUAAGCCCGGGGGAGUGGAAAUCCAUAUACAUAGACUGUGUGUUUUCCUAGCCUUUCCUCCGACCCCCUCACCAGAGGGGUGAGUCACGACAGAGGGCACCCCGGUCGGGGGCGCAGGGAAGUUAAGCUCCUGCCCGCUGGCAUCCUCGCAGUGGCCUUAGAAUCUGCCAGCCCCGGAGUUCCGCCCGGGAGGAGGCGAGAGGCACUUUAUCCAGCCCCGGAGGGAACCUCGAACCCUGUACCUGACAAUUCACCCAGAAAAAAAGCCUUUAUUUUUAACGUCGAAACCACGGGGCUCCCCGGACCUCCCCGAGCAUUGGACUUCGACAAGUGCUUUUAUAUUUUGUAACUGUAAAGAGUUUCAUACGCGCUCCGAGAGCAGUUGGGAAGCCGCCAGCUGCCCCCAUACGAGGUGACCUUUGCAUGUACAGAGAUGUUGCAUUCAGACCGUGAACACGGAAAUAAAGCUUUGGUGCAGGUUUGCACCGCAGAA
Pipistrellus kuhlii (Kuhl's pipistrelle) is the source of this 9642-nucleotide messenger RNA. Its product is annotated as KIAA1671 ortholog. Bases 161 to 5431 code for a protein of 1756 amino acids. The transcript is spliced from 12 exons. Lineage: Eukaryota; Metazoa; Chordata; Mammalia; Chiroptera; Vespertilionidae. The record is from RefSeq and is a predicted model, not a curated record.